Ylistrum balloti is the source of this 8609-nucleotide messenger RNA. RefSeq lists its product as uncharacterized. Gene Ontology annotation, molecular function: nucleosome binding; DNA binding. NCBI's taxonomy places the organism in Eukaryota, Metazoa, Mollusca, Bivalvia, Pectinida, Pectinidae. The record is from RefSeq and is a predicted model, not a curated record. Gene Ontology annotation, cellular component: nucleus.
UCGUCUUUCAUUUGAAUAUUAAGAUAAAUAUAACCGGAAUUCGAAAUAGUUUUACGCAAAGAAGGCUCCUGAAAAUUUCCUAACUAUGGAGGAUGUGAAGAAAACAAAACCUGUUAAGGAAAAGAAGAAGAAAUCGCAAGGUCCAAAGAAGGACAGAAAAUCUGCAGAAACACAGCAACAGCAGCAGAGUGGAGCUGGAUUUGCCUCACAGUUUUUCGCCCAAUCGACACAACUACAACAGCAAGAAGGGAUUGUUCUAGGGGACAAUCACAGUGGCUUUGUGGAACGAAUGGCUGCCCAACAUCUUUCUUCAAGUGCUCCAUUCACAACUACACAGCAUGGUACCAGCCUUAACUCUGCUCCGAGCUCCCUCAGAACUCCUACCAACUUGCCCCCUAAGAAGAGCAUCUCACCAUCAAGGAUGGCUGCACUCACAGAACAUCAAGGUCAAAGUCAACGUCAUCUACAUCUAGGUCUAGGUCAAGGCCGACCAUGGCAAUAUCAUUUCACAGGUGUUUUAUUUAUAGCAAAUAGGCAUGGUAGAAAAAGGCUUGCUAGCCGGCUUGGUUUGACUGCCUGUGAUGUAAGGAAACAUCCCCUAUGCUUGCAGGCUUUAUGUGGAGUUCCAGCAGGCUUUCAGAGUCCAGUAUCUUCAUCUGGUACAGCUGCUGAGCUUGCCGCCCACUUAACAUCAAAACAUCCUACAGGUAGUACCAGUAGGUCAGAGGGAUCAGACCAAGAACAAGGGGGGUUACUCCGUCAACAGCUCCUGCAGCAGAAGAUGACCCUUCCAUCUGAACUGUUGAGUCAACCUGAGAGAAAGUUCAGUCCCUACCAACCAUCACAAGCUAUGUCGAUAGGGACUGCAGAUAGAGGAAAGGAGAGCCUUUCGCCUCAAAAUAUCAGAUACCACCGGGAGGAUCUUGGAAGGACCCAAGCUCCUCCUAAUGUGCAGCUGCCAACGUUUGGGUCAAAAACUGAGACUGGACGGAUUUUAGGGGGUCAUCAUAGCAGAGCUUUAGGACUUGAGGAGAAAAUCAACUUCCCUCAACACUUUGAUUCUGGUCCUGGACCUGGAAAAAUUCAGCUGCAGAGAAUUGUGAUACCAACAACAAGAGAAGAGGUCCGUCGUGCUGUGUCCCCAGCAAAGAGGGAAACUCUGCCACAACCCGCACAUUUAGGUGAACAAACAGCGCACCAAGUGUCAACCAUUCAAAGAACACCUUCACCUGCUCAUGUGGAGAGGCGCUCGCCAGCACCUUCUUUUGGCAGGUCACAAGAACAGGUAGAGAAAACACAACCAGUCAAUUUGUCUAUUCCAGAGUUGCACAAGAAACAAAGUAGUGGAGUGAGCAAGAAGCAAAGCAGCAAAGCAGUCUUGUCAUCAUUGUAUGCUAUACAAGCCCAGGGGAAGACAGGAUCUCCUAGCCAUGUUGUGUAUCACCCAGCCAAGACAGAACAACAAGACUACACAAUCAAGGCUCCUGAAUUAAACUUCAGCAAAUUAAGUCGAAGUGAGGGAGGCUCCAUUUCCAUUCCAAGUCAGAUUUUGAAUACUGCCCAAUCAGGAGGUCAGCUACAGAGUCAGAUUCUCAACACUGUCCAAUCAGGAGGACCAUUACAAAGUCAGAUUAUCAACUCUGUCCAACCUGGAGGACCGUUACAAAGUCAAAUUCUGAACACUGUACAGUCAGGAGGACAGUUACAGGGUCAACUUCUCAACUCUGCCCAACCAGGAGGACAGUUGCAGAAUGAGAUUCUUCGCCAGACUUUACUACAGGGAGUUUCCAAUGCACAGAUGCAUUCAAUGAAUCAAGCAAUACUUUCAGCUCAACGGGCACGAAGGAGGAGGCAAAGUCACAUGAUCAGGGACCAAUCAUGUACAAGUUUGAGGCAUGGGUCUAGAAAAACUGUCAGCCCCACUCCAAGCUCCCAGGGAUCAAGCAGAAGGGCACCUUCUCCUCAUCAACAUCGUUAUUCAUCAUUAUCAGGGAGUAUAGAAUUAAAACAUUCUAGUCCAGCACCUGCUUCCACCUCACAUUUGACAUCGGCUUCACAGUUAGUUUCCACCACAGCUACACAACAACAAAUGAGGUAUAUAAUACCCUCACCCAAAAUGUCCACAGCUGGUGCUCAUGAAGGUGUACCAGCAGAAGGAUUUAGACACAAAGUGCCAUCGCCAAAACCUCAACAUCGGCAUAAGGAGCAACUAGCAGCUUUGCAUCAGACAUAUGCUGCUAAAGGUGCUAAUUCCCAAUCUUCCUCACAGUCAUCCGUAACUGGACAAUCGUCAGUACACGCCUCUCACACAUCUUCUGUACAGUCAUCUCACAUGUCUUCUAUACAGUCCAUGCUUCCAUCAACAGUACCAACAUCAAUCAGUUUACCACACAACUCUGGCCAGAUUCGUCAGCCAGUGGUGAGUUUAGUCAGACUACCUGAUAGCCACACCAAACAAGAAGAGAAAAGAAUUGUUCCUCAAUACUCAGUAAUACAAACAUCUCAGGACACUGGAACCAGGGUUGAUGUUCCCCAGUCUGAUAAAAUAUCUAUUGCAGAUAUAUUUGAACCUGCUAAGAAACAGGAACAACCCCAGAAACCAACAGUGCAGCACACUAAGCAAGUCAAUCCAUUCACAUUUCCGGCAAAGGCACAUGCCAAGCUUUUCCCCUACCACCAUCUUACAAUGGAGAACAGGGAUGACCUUCCAUUGGUGAACCAGAAGAGAAUAACUCCAUCCCCAAAGGAACCGCUUAUUGCUGAUGCUGCUGAUGACAUGCCAAAGCUGCUCCCAGUUUCACCUGUCAACUCUCGAGAGAAUGACGAAAGCAGACAUAAGGAGAAUAAGAAUGUUGACAUGGAAGAAUUAACUCCCAUUCCCAAUCCAUUCAACAUGAGGUUACAGAAUCUUGCAAAUCUGCCCACCACCUCCAUAUAUCGUUCCUCCUACAGGGCGCACUCAGUCGCUGUACAAAGAGCCAAGUCCGGUUGUAUAGUGAGUGCUGCCAAGUCUCUGGAUUUACUGCGACAAAAUCUACAGAGAUUUAUCAACAAGGAGAUCGAUGUCAUCAUACAACAAUAUGUUGAGAAAUUUUUCAAGCCAGGUAUUGAAAACAUCAAAGAGAACAGUGGAAGUGUAGCUGUUAGUGAGGAACACAUACAGGCAGUGUGUCGACAGAUGCUGGAGGAGGCUAAAAAGAUGUACCUGUCAGACCAGGGUCGUUGUAGUGUAACUCCUACACGAGACAUCCCUGACAAUGUGUCUGAAAAUGGCAGCACUGGCAGUCGCAGUAGAGUACCAUUUGGUAGAAAGAGGAAACCGUCGGACACAGAUUCAGAAAAAGGAAAUGCUAUUCCAAGACGGAAAAAGGGAAGACCUCCCCUUGUAUCUGGUCGUUCCACUCCUUCUAAACUGAAGAACAACGAUCCAGUAAAAAGAGAAGGUCCGAAGUGGGACCAGGAAAGGCUGAAUAUCAACUCCUUAUUUAUAAUGGGAGCUCGGGCAAACAAAGCACUAGGUCUUGGAGCCACAAGAGGAAGGAUCUACAUCAAACACCCAGAUCUCUUCAAGUUUUCUGGAGACCAAGAUGACAAACAGUGGUUGUAUGAAAACCACCACAUGCCGGCCACUGGGGGCAAGGCUUACAUGUUACUACUGGAGGACGUCAAGGAGCUGGCAGAGGAUGACGAAUACAGAGACAAUGGUAACCAAAUACCACAAGAACUCAUUGGCUUUACCAUACCAGAGUGGAUGUUGGAGAAGGUUAAAGCACAGAUGAUGGCUGGUAGAACAGACAGUGCGAAGAAGAUGGGUAGAAGUAGAUCAACUACACCUAACGAAAUACCAGCAUCAGCAUUACAGGAUGAUGAUGAUGAUCUGAAACAUUUGCCUUUCUCCAGCUUCAGUAGCAGAAAGAACAAAGAUGACAUGCAGAACUCCCCUUCGGGUGACACAGAAAUGGAGUUUCUGACUGGAGCAGACAACGAUGACCAGGCAUUUACCAGAAUGUCACCUUUUACAUUGACUGGCGGGUUUGAUGAACCCUCCCCGUCACCUUCAGACCUGGACACACUUGAAGAUGAGACCCCUCUGAGUGCUCCUUUUGAUCUAACAAACUGAGUUGUACACUUAAACCUGACUUAAGUUGCCUCAGGUGUUAGAUGGUGGCACAUUUAUAUAUAUAUAUAGAGGUGAUAAGUAAGUUGAAGGACUGUAAUAGAUGUUGAUAUACCGAUGUUUCAUACCCUUAAUAAGCAUAUCCAUGAUUUCUCUAGUAUGUGAUUUCCUUGUCUCACUUUAGGGCAAGAAAAAAUACAUUAACAAUGAAAGCAGUUGAAUAUUCAAUUUUUAAAAUGAGAUGAAUUCACAGAUUAGCAUAUUUAUAUUUCAUUCUUAACAACAUGUUUUUUUUUUUCCAAUAUAAUAAGCCUUUGAAUGAAAUAUGGAAGUACCAGUUAAAAAUGUUUAUAUGAUAUUUCAAUGAUGAUUCUCAGUGACAUCCAUUAGACAGAUUACUGUACACUGAAAUGUAAAGUGCACAAAGUAACAAUCAAAUCAUUUCAACGACAUAUCAAUCAUGUGUAUAUUUAGUUGUAAAUGUUUAAAAUGAUAUAUUAAUGUUGAUUUUUUUCUGUGCUCUUAUUAGGAUUCAUCCAAUUAAGAACCCUGUAUCUUUGAGAGUCAUACACUGUGUCGAUACAGUGUGAUUCUCUCAAAGAAAUAUGAUCAAUUUUAAGGUUCUGAAACAAUUGACAAGUAUGAGAUUUGGCUGCUGACUGAUAACUGGCAGGGCGGCUGUGACAACAAAGGUUUUGUUACUCCAGUUGUAUUUUGUCUGACAAAUUUGUAAAUAUGAGAAAUCUAAUUCACUUUAUACAAUGUACAUGUAUAUCUAUACCAUCAUUGAAGAGAUGUAAAACCUUCAACACUCAAAGUUGGUCAAUUUUAUCAUUUCCUGGUAUCAGUGCUGGUAAUAUGAUGUGACGUUUCAUUGAUAGUCUUACAGAAGAUGAACAUGGUCACAAAAGUGGAGAACCAUGUGAAUUACUAUAAACAGGUUUCUUUAUCGUCCGAUAAUGUUUAUGAUAUCAGAAAUAAAACAAAAUAACUGUGAUUCACUAUCACAAACUCUGAACCACCAUUGCACAAUUGGAAGUCGGGAUCUUCUGUGACAGGUGAGAUUGCUAUAGAGUAUUUAAGGGUAAUGAAUCGGUAAUGAUCUGAACGAAUUUUGACACGAUAUUAACAGCAAAUGCUGUAACAAGCACCAACAAAUAUACCAUGACUUCUGAGUUUCUUAAGUAUCUCAUGUUCUUGUUUGGUAUCAAUCAGAAUGUUGGUCAUGGUCAUUUAAAAGCUUGCAUGACUGUCUGUACAAAUGUUCCAGUCAUUGAAUUUAAAAAUACUAACAAUCUUCACCUGAGAGUUAUAUUACCAGGCACAUACUCAACAGAAUCCAAUACUCAAGAAUAUAAAUCAAUCUCAACAUUGGAUUUAACAAUAGAUUUACAAGAUACACUACAGCUGUAUGUAAUGUAGAUUCAGGAUAAGCUGCACUGUCUAUGUUAAAAUUCAGGGCAAUUUUCGUGAGUUUGGUUUGGUUCUGGAAUUCACGAAAGUAAGUCAUGCACAAAAGAAAGUCGUUUUACUGUCAGCAGUUUUCUGUCCUGACUUUCUAACUAAUUGAUCAACAGAUAACUUAAAUAUAUAAAUAUUUCUGGUUUCAAAGAAACUUGAUAUGGGAAAUAUUUACGAUGUUUUACAUACAUGUUGUUACUGUGUGAGAAAUACUUACUCUUUCUAUUACAUUUGCGAACUUAGGUCCUAAUAGAGGAUAAAUAUGAGGUUUUCAAUGUCUGUUGCUCAGUUUUACAGUCACAUACUAAAAGAUUUGCCAGAAAUCUCAGAGAACUGAAUUUCUCGCUUUAAAAUUUUUUUUUGCUGUUUCAGGUUUAAUAGUGUAAAUUGUAUUCUAAUGAUUUAAUUCCACAGUGCCAAAAUGUUACGUGGUGUGGUAAGAAAAAUUUACAUGUUAACAAAACUUUCAAGGCAACAAAGAAAUUACCAAUUUAUAUUAUACUGUUUUAUAAAUAUCAGUACAUGCCUAUGUUUGAUAAUAAGUUACUAAUUCAAGAAGAGUGCUCCGACUGAAAGUGUAAUUGUUGUAGUCCCUAUACAGACAUCGUGGUAAUUGUUGAAUAUAUGUGUUUAACGUUCAUAUUGUAUAGAAAUUCAGUCAUUACAAGUUAACAAUUUUGUGACUUUUUAAAAGUGCUUUCAUGUCUGUAUUGUAUGUAUUUUUCCUACCCAGUAUUUACAAUUUACUGUGUUUCCUGUCUACGUUUGUUAUAUUAGAUGGUAGUUUGCUAUAUUAGGUAGUACCUGAAGGUCCUGGACAUAUUUUGUUAACCAUUCCUUACAUAAAUAGUUUUUUUCAUAUGGAAACAAGUUGAUAACAAAGUUGAUAAGAAAAAAUAUUAAGAGAAAUUUCCUUUAAAUUUUCUAUGGAGAAGAUAAAAGUUAAGAAGUUAUGAUAAAGAGGGUUUGUGAAAAUGUUUGAUAUCUCUUUCCUGUACAUGUAUAGACCAGAGAGCCCUGCUAAUCCUCCAAUAUUAGUGUGCUGUGAGAAUUGUCCAGGAAUCAUGAUCUGUAUGUAGACUGUUAAAAGUGCAUUCUGAAUGUAUUAACGACAGAAUAUGCGCCAGUCUUCCAUACUUGACUCUAAAUGUUACUUACUUCUACAAUUGCUAGUUUGUUGUGUAUAUGGUGAUAAUCACAGGAUGGAGGAAGUGCUAAAAUGAUGUUCCUAAGACUUCUGUUCAAAUGUUUACAUUUGUUGAAACAGCUUUUCAGGCGUUUUGAACAUUCUAAAAUUGUAUCUUCAUGUUCAAUCUGGAGACUGAUUAUUUCAUGAUUUUAUCUUCCUCUUUUGGAUUUCAGCCUGAUUUUUAGAUUUUAUCUUCCUUUUUUGGUCUUGAGACGGAUUAUUUCAUGAUUUUAUCUUCCUGUUGUGUCGCCUGCAGAGCUGGUGGACACUUAGGGAUUACUUUGUCCGUCGUCACGCAUCGUCGCCAUCCGUAUGAAAGUUUUCUGGACUUUUUUGGGUAAUGCUUUGAGUUAUCAAAAUGAAAUUUGGCAUAUGGCUUUUCGUUGCAAGGGUAGAGAUUAAGUUUGAUUCCCGGCUGUCUAUGACCCUUUUUGGCAGAGUUAUGCCCCUUUCAACUUAGAAAAUUUCCUAGGAAUAUUGUUUUCCCGACUUUUUGGCUUAUGCUUUGAGUUAUUGAAAUGAAAUUUGGUAUAUGGCUUUUUGUUGCAAGGGUACAGAUUAACUUUGAUUCCUGGCUGUCUGUGACCCUUCUUGGCUGAGUUAUGCACCUUUGAACUUGUAAAAUUUCUCAGGAAUAUUGCUUUGCGCAGUUUUUCCCUUUAUGCUUCAAGUUAUAGAAAUGAAAUUUGGUAUUAUAACUUUAUGGUUGAUCGUUGCACAGCCAGAUCAAUUUUGGGUGACCGUGACACUUUAUGCAGGCGGCACAUACAUUUCUGAGGAACUCUUGUUUUGGUCUUAAGACUGAUUAUUUUAAGAUUUUAUCUUCCUGUUUUGGUCUUGAGACUGAUCAUUUUUAGAUUUUAUCUUCAUUUUUUGGACAUGAGACUGGUUAUGUUAAGAUUUUAUCUUCCUGUUUUCGUCUCAAGACUGAUCAUUUUUAGAUUUUAUCUUCCUUCUAUAGGCUAAUUAUGUUAAGAUGUUAUAUCCUGUUUUUGUCUUGAGACGGAUUAUUUUAAGAUUUAUCUUCAUUUUUUAGACUGAAUAUGUUAAGAUUUUAUCUUGUUUUGGUCGGGAAACAAAGGCAAAAUAGUUGAUGUUGACAUGAGACCUUCUCACCUGAUCUUCAGAUGAGCCUGGUCACUACACAAUGGGGCUAAAUGUAGACAUGUUUCCCACUUCACCUCAUUUCAAUAAAUUGCUGGUUUUAAAAUUUAGAUACAAAUCCCCAGUGUUUGAAGAGUAGUUUUAUUAUUAAAUUCAUAUUCAUUUAUUUUUCUUUUCCAUCCAAAGUGAUUUUUAAAAGAAAAUUAGCUCUAAAAUUUGACACAUAUUGGUAUAUUUUGUAGAUUAAUUCAAUGUCUCAUCACGAAGAUCAGUUACAAAAGUAUCCUUGUGCAUCUUUAUGUCUAAUACUGGGUAUAGCAGACUACAGAAAGGAAAUUAUUGUACAGUGUCAUUAUAUCCCAGGUACAUGAAGAUGUUACAGAUACAAUUUUUAUUCAUGAUAAUUAAGAAAUAACUUUUUCAGUUACGAUCCUUUGUAAAAAUCAUAAAACAUUGUUAUGAAGAGAAACAGGUGUCUAAGACACCAGUGUGUGUCUGGCAGCAUUGUGUUGUUAAUUCUGAUGUGUGUUUUAUUGCCAAAGCAAAACAAUUUAUCAUGUAGAUUUUUUAAAGUAUGUUGCACCAUAUUACAAAAUGUGUACAGAGACAUUAAUCUUAAUACUGUUAUAUUUUAUAGAAUAAUUUGUUUUCUAAAUGGAAUAAAUUGAAAUUGAUAUAAACAUGAAUUUUAUAGAAUGUUCUCCAAAUUACCUUUAUAUUAAUAUUUUUUUUAUUUAA